GGUUGUUUGGUGACUUUCUGGCUUCUCCCGUGCCCGCUGGUCAUCCCCACAGCGCCAAUAAACAGACCUCCGGUGCAUGGACGGCUGCCCGCUCACCAGAACUCAACCGCAACAGAAGUGUUCUGUGGCAGCCUUACCAUAACUCCGUUGGUGCCUCCUGGUGAUCUAGUCGCGCAUAUCUCAAUCCUUCUCCCCUCCAGAGUCAUUGCGCUCCAAUUCUCUCUCGGCUGCAGAUCCAUCGGGAGCUUCAGCAACUGCGUCAUCGCACCGGUCCUGGAUGCUGAAUGAUCAGCGGUGGCCGCUGCUGCCAGCUUCAUGAUCAUCCGUCACUUUCGAACAUCAUAACAGAGCAGGCCUGUGAACUGGGUUCCUCGAGCGCUUCGAUCCACCUGCUGCCGGCCCAUGGUGGUCUGGACGCUGCGCUCUCAACAUGGCCGCCUUUGUGCGAGUGUCCGGUCCGCCGAAUGGUAACUUCCUCAUCGGCUACCCGGGCAUAUCUGCCACCAUGCCGCGAAUCGAGGGGAAGGUGGAGAUUCGACCCAGCGUUGGGAUCACAGCUCCUGUCCGCAUAUCCAUGGUCACAAUCGCCCUCCAGCGUCGAGAGACAAUACACCCUUCAGCCGACUCGAUGACGAAGAAACAUUUAGCAGCGCCUAGAAAAGAAAUCACAGAUGUUGUAGGGAAGGAGAUGCUUCUGUAUCGAUGCGCCGCCGGUCGAGAUUAUGAAGAAAUCACGUCAAUGGAUCUACCAUUUGUCCUGUUCAUACCAUGGGGGAGAGGAGGUCAAGAGGCGUCGAGACGGGUGCCACCAGCAAGCUUGCAACUACCGAGUCGGACAGCUGAAACCUACUAUGAAAUGGUCGUGAUGGUACAACAGGGAUCGCAAGAGCAGAGGAAAUACGCGUUUCCAGUGCCGAUAUGUCGAUACGACACGCUCUCGACAUUUGGGAUGUAUAAUCGACCAGAGUCAGCAGAGAGAGUCUCGGAUCAUUUGGUCACCCUUGGUAUCUCAUUACCACGGUGGUCUUACGGGCCUCUCGAUCCUGUGAGCGUCUACGUGAAACUGUCGCCUAAUCCGGAUUGGUUGAGUAAAGCCAAGAAAGUUACGAUAAACAAGAUCACGAUUGGCAUUGAUGAAGAGAUUAUAUAUAACCACGAAGGAGAUGAGCCGCAACGAAAAGUGAAGACCUUAACAAAAAAGACGGAAACGAUAGGAAUUAAGCUCCCGGAUACCGGAUAUCUUACGCAUUUGGGGCUUGUUUUCCCGGCGAAGGAUAUGCGCGACGCUGAUGGAAUUCUCCCACGAGGCAGGGCCGCAUUUCCGCUUCACGCAGUCAGUGGUUUCACAACCACAGCCAGUCUCUACAAAAUCGAGUACUAUGUGACUGUCAAGGCUCAUUUGACUUCCGCUCGAGACAUUAUUAUCCGUCAGCCGAUUGUCGUUUGCCCCAUCGACCAUGCUGGGUGUAAAUUAGAGAUGGAGGCCAUCGAGCAAGCCGCCCGGGAUGCAGCAUAUAUCAAUCCUGACAACCCUCUGUUACCGCUUCCAACCGUAGUCCGGCCGAGCGAUCCUAACGCAUUGUCAUCUCUUGGUGUCGCUAUAGUGGGCAACCAUAAGAAACCACUUAUCGACUGAGGCAUUGGCAUGAAUACAAAGUCAAUUCAGGUCCCAAUAGCCUUCAAACGGCGUCUCAGUCUCCCGGGCGGGCAUAUACGACUCGCAUUGUAUCCGGAGAAUAUGGAAAUGGCCCGUUUAGUCACGCAAUCCCGCCGGGUUCGGACUGCUGUUCAUAUCUAUUGUCUGACUCAAUAGUACAGACAAGCAUUACCCUUCUUUGCUUAC
Messenger RNA from Paecilomyces variotii, 1843 nucleotides. Its product is annotated as arrestin domain protein. The coding region runs from base 431 to 1636 and encodes 401 amino acids. The transcript is spliced from 3 exons. NCBI's taxonomy places the organism in Eukaryota, Fungi, Ascomycota, Eurotiomycetes, Eurotiales, Thermoascaceae. Gene Ontology annotation, cellular component: division septum. The record is from RefSeq and is a predicted model, not a curated record. Gene Ontology annotation, biological process: division septum assembly.